Molecule: messenger RNA, 1732 nt
Organism: Scatophagus argus
Lineage: Eukaryota; Metazoa; Chordata; Actinopteri; Scatophagidae
Product: hydroperoxide isomerase ALOXE3-like
Exons: 10
Coding region: 1-1389 (462 amino acids)
Biological process (GO): linoleic acid metabolic process; lipid oxidation
Molecular function (GO): iron ion binding; oxidoreductase activity, acting on single donors with incorporation of molecular oxygen, incorporation of two atoms of oxygen
Source: RefSeq, a predicted model, not a curated record
AUGGGUUGGGAUGACCCAUCUAUUGUCUCAAACACCAAUGACUAUGUUGCAGAACACUGGAAGGAAAAUGAAUUUUAUGGAUUCCAGUUUCUGAAUGCAGUCAACCCCAAUGUGAUCAAGCGCUGCUCAGAGCUUCCCUCAAACUUUCCAGUCACUGAAGAAAUGGUGAAGCCUUUCCUGGAAGAAGGAAGCUCUCUGCAGAAGGAAAUGGAGAAAGGCCAUAUUUUCAUCUAUGACCAGAAGAAGAUGGAUGGAAUACCAACUAGAGUCUGUAAUGGUGAAUCUCUGCACGUGGCUGCUGGACUCUGUUUGUUCUACCUGAACCCCAAAAACAAACUGAUGCCAGUCGCAAUACAGCUGCAACAACAACCCUCUGAGGAGAACCCCAUCUUUCUGCCAAGUGACCUGGAGACGGACUGGCUGCUCGCCAAGAUGUUUAUCAAAAAUGCAGAUGCCAUGGAUCAUCAAGCAGUCCAUCAUCUCAUGAAUACUCACUUCCUGACAGAAGUCUAUACUAUGGCCACUCUCCGCUGCUUUCCUGAGAUUCAUCCCCUUUACAAGCUGCUGUUUCCACACUUUAGGUACACUCUGCAUAUAAAUACUGGAGGCCGCAACACUCUAUUUGGACCUGAUGGAACUCUAAGCACAAGUUCUCUUGGAUACAACGGGAUGAUAGAGCUCAUGAGAAGGUCUCUCUCUGAGCUGACCUAUAGCUCCCUCUGUCUACCAGAGAACAUCACUGCACGAGGACUGGAGUCCAUCCCGAACUUCUACUACAGAGAUGAUGGCCUGAAGCUAUGGACCAUCAUCAACAGAUUUGUGAAAGCAGUAGUGGAGUACUAUUAUCCCUCAGAUGAUGAGGUCAGUAAAGACACUGAGCUGCAGGAAUGGAUCAGUGAAAUAUUUACACAUGGCUUCUUAGGAAACAAAGCAUCAGGGUUUCCAGAAAGCUUUCAUGCAGUCAGUGAAGUGACCAAGUUCAUCACCAUGGUGAUAUUCACAGCGACAGGUCAACAUUCUGCAGUCAACAAUGGACAGUUUGACUACUGCUCCUGGAUACCCAAUUGCCCACUCCUGCUGCACAAACUUCCUCCAACCACAAAGGGCCAGUCAAGCAUGACAACAAUUUUGGAGAGUCUACCGAAUGUUGGAGAGACAGUCAGCUGGGCAGCUCUGCUUCACCUGCUUUCAGAGACAUACUCUGACACGGUUCUCUUGGGCACAUACCCCGAAGAGCGAUUCGAUGAGCUUGCUCCUAAGCAGAUGAUGAAGAAAUUUCAAGAAGAGUUGUCCCACCUCAGUGAAACUAUUGCGACAAGAAACUCAAAGCUUGAAAUACCCUACACAUAUCUGGAUCCUGCAUAUGUAGAGAACAGUAUAACCAUUUAAGAAAAUCUGAGAGAGCCAAUGUGCAUAUAACGGCAGUAUCCAUACAGUUCUCAGAGGCUGUCUUGACUGCUGGCAGAUGUGUUACACUUUGAAUUUAAAAAAAAGGUGAGGUUUUAGAGACAUUGAGGCGUUGCAUGCUGAGAUUGGAGGACUAUAUUUUAGUUGUAUCAUGAUAAAUGGGUCAGCUGUUUAACACGGAGAGUAAUAUAGCUUCAAAGUUACUUUGGCAAUCAAUUAUCAAUCAGGGUGUGGUAUUCGCAAAUUCAUGUAAUCAGAGAAUUUUUAUUUCAUUAAUUAGAAAUGCAUGAUUACUGAUAUCAAAAUAAAGGAGAACUAUUGUGUG